UGGAAAGCAAAAACAAAUAUGGCGGACGGAAUGACACAACAUUGUGAUCUGUGUAAAAGGUUGCGAUUGUCGUUACAUUGGCAUAUAAAGUCGAAAAAUAUGACUGCUGUCGUUCAAUUAAUCCUUGCAAGUCUUACUGGUGUCGCAGUAGCGUUAAUCGCAACCUACCUUCCUUCGAUAUGGCGACCAUGGUUUGGACGACCUUCCCUGGAAUCAUACGCACCCGGCUUCAAUCUUGUUUUAGCACCGCAGAAAGCUUUGGAAGAGAAACGUAUGUUUUGUUCCUUUCUUUUGCUGCCAUAUAUUUGGGUCGAUUUUGUAGGCGAGAGGUCAGCUACACUUAAUUUAAAAGCAGUCGGCUUCUUUUUGUAAAGUUAGAAUCUUACUCCUUCGUCCCCCGAUCGCCAUAAGCUUAAGCUCUUACGUAAGCUUAGAGCAAUCCUGUCUAAGCCUUAACAGGCGUCAUUUGCGUUAUCCUACUUUUUGUAUUAUUAAGACGGUAUCGUGAAAUUGCAAUGUUUUGCUGAAUACGUUGAUUGAUCCUACUCUGUUAUACAAUACAUUUUUUUUUUAAUUUUGUGACUCUGAUCACUGUGAACCGUUGAUGUUCUCAUAGUUUGAUACAAGCUUAAAUGAAUGUAGUUUUUCUAGCAGUCUACAAGAUAGACUGAAUAAAGUAACAAGUUUUUUUGUUGCUUGCUGAAUAUGGUAUACUAAUGCUAAAAAUAUUUAAAAAAGACCAAAAGAUUACAGUCAGGUAUGAGGACCUCUUAAUGGGGGGAGGGGAGGUACGUAUGUCCCCAGUCUGAAUUUCAAAACCUGCUUUUUUGCGUAUUAAAGAGGAGGCUAUAUCCCUGGUGGCAUUUCACUAUACUUGUAUUUAUGAUCGUCCUGGUAACUGAUGCAGUUUCAACCUAUCUUUGUGUCAUUUGUCAUCAUUUUAUGUGUCUUGUGUCACUGCCACGUUGCUUGACAGAAAUUUACCCCAACAGGGCCUCAGGUAUGUCAUUAGGGGAAACGUUUGGUUAGUGACUAACACUGCCAAGCUGCCAAUCAUAUUUUACAUAGGACCAUGAAAGAGUUCGUAUCUGUUCAGAGCGGAAAAUUAUGGUGAAGAUUCAUCAUCAUCAUCAUCAUCAGGUCGAGCUAGCUCGGGCAUUCAUGAGCCUAUCACACCAUCCAUCGCGAUCCUGCAACAAAGCAGGGAGGUCGUUUGGAAGGCAUCCUGUGUCUCAGCAGAGUUGGCUUUUACCAUGGUUAGGUGACUAGAGCAGUAGAUUGCUAGCGUGUUCUUGUUUUACUCGCCAGCAGUCACCUGCAAAGUGCAUUCUUUGUUCACAUAACAUUGUAGAAAUGUCAGGGAUGGUGAAGAUUACCAUGUAGAAAUGGUGGUUCUGUCCACUGCAGGUGGUGUUAAAAAAGUGUUCUCAACAAAUAGUAUUAAAUUUAUUAAGUUGAGUAUUUUUUUUCCAGCUCCAUUACAUGGAGAAGCCCUUCAGGCACUUAAAGUUGCUUUGGAAAUGUUAAAUGAUGGAAAAAGAGACAAAGCUUUGAGACUGUUUAAACAAGCUGAAGCUUUAUCUCCUCAUCAUCCAGACAUUUUACUACACUACGGGGAAUUUAUUGAGGAAGAAGACAUUAUCCAUGCUGAGCAUCUUUAUGUCAGAGCUCUAGCAGUGAGUCCUGGCAACUCCAGAGCAUUAGCUAACAGAGGAAGAACAUUACCUAAAGUGCGGCAACUUGAUCAAGAAAUGCUUGAUAAGAUUGAUGGCAAAAGGGAUGAAUUAUUUCGCAUCCCAAAAGGAAGCCUGGCUAUGAAAAGAGCUGUUACUGAGGCCUAUUAUCAACACAUUUACCACACAAAUGCCAUUGAAGGUAACACUAUGACUUUAUCAAUGACCAGAGCAGUUGUUGAAACAAGAAUGGCGAUAUCUGGGAAAAGCAUUUUAGAACACAAUGAAGUGUUGGGACUUGAUGAGGCCAUGAAAUUUAUCAAUGGAUCUUUAUUGCAAAAACAAGAGAAAAUUACAGUAGAUGAUAUUCGUGAAAUUCAUAGACGGGUUCUAGGACAUGCACAUCCCUUGGAAGCUGGGAGAUACAGAACGACGCAGGUUUACGUCUCGGACCAUGUUCCUCCAAGUCCAGCAGACGUUGAACAUCACAUGAAUGAGUUUAAUGAUUGGCUGUUAUCCAGAGAACCAGAAAUGCUGCAUCCGAUUGAAUUUGCAGCACUGGCUCAUUAUAAACUUGUUUACAUUCAUCCCUUCACUGAUGGCAAUGGAAGAACUGGAAGGCUUGUCAUGAAUUCUAUUUUAAUGCGAGCAGGAUUUCCUCCUGUUAUAAUACGCUAUCAAGAUCGGCAUGACUAUUACGAGUUCUUGAACAUAGCCAAUCAUGGAGAUGUAAGGCCUUUCAUAAGAUUUGUUGCCCGGUGCACUGAAAGAACCAUAGAUGAGUAUUUGUCUGUGACAACUAUCUAUCCAGUUGGGCACAGUAAACACCCAGAGCUUACAGAUGCUCAUGACCUAAAUCAUGAAGGUGAUGACAAGUGGCCAAGAUUAAAGCCAUAUAUAUAGAGGAUAUUACACGCUGGCGCGAAGAUAUGAAUUUUAUUUUCGAGUGGCAAAACAAUAUUUUACGAAUGAGCGCAGCGAGUGAGUAAAAUAUUGUUUUUGCCACGAGAAAAUAAAAUUCAUAUCUUCAAGCCGCUGUGUAAUGUUCUUUUUAUUAUAUAGACAAAAUGACAUCGAUAAAAUAAUAGAGGGAAAUUACCAAAAUUAUGUCAUCGAUAAACUCACGUGUGAGAUUAUGGAAAAUAAACCACUUGGGUCCCGGAUGUAGUUUUUAUGAAUUUUUUACAAGUGGCAUAUUUUGCAGUAAAACACUCAUGUCUAUAUAAUAAAUGACAUUAUAGUGUUGAUAUUUAUUACCUGAUAGCAUAGCAAUCCAGUCACAGAUAUAUGGUGUUUUAAAAUUCAAACCUCUCGCUCUUGUUUUGUUGCAAAUAAUUCUUUUGCUAAAAGCUAUGUUUUCUUAAAUUCAUGUCAAAAUCAGUGAAUCAGUGGUACGAUAUAGGAAAAUAGAAAUAGAUGGCAGUUUAGUUCUCUUAUUUUACCAAAGUUGAAAUACAUAAAUACUUCAAUAAAUACAAGAAUGGUAAACUCCCAAGGAGCCCCAGAAGAAACUAAGAGGCUUAUAUGCAUGAAGAUGUAGUUGGCUUGUCCCAUUACUGUGAGGUAUUGCUGAUAAUAAAUUUUAUUAUUCUUAACAAUUUUUUUCUAUUACAUCCCAAGGUCAUUGUUUCGGAGACUUGAAUUAUUGGUGAACUACAGUCUAGCUUGAUCUUUUUUCCAGCAAUAACCUGGCUUCUUUUUUUGAUAUGAGUAAAUCAAAUGCAAC
Molecule: messenger RNA, 3399 nt
Organism: Porites lobata
Lineage: Eukaryota; Metazoa; Cnidaria; Anthozoa; Scleractinia; Poritidae
Source: the annotation of a GenBank genome assembly